This is a messenger RNA of Linderina pennispora, 544 nucleotides long. RefSeq lists its product as uncharacterized. Lineage: Eukaryota; Fungi; Kickxellomycota; Kickxellomycetes; Kickxellales; Kickxellaceae. The coding region runs from base 85 to 393 and encodes 102 amino acids. The transcript has 2 exons. The record is from RefSeq and is a predicted model, not a curated record.
ACCGACGCCCGCUGUACCCGCCCCGGUGCUCUUCCUCCUGGCGGUAUCCGUCCCGCCGCUGUGCAUCGUAGUACGCGCGCCGUGAUGCAUCACGUUCGCCAGACCGCGACCGCGACCGGUUGUCGCGCCGAUAGUACUCGUCUUCGGGGCGCUGUGCCCAGCCUUGGCCAGGCGAACGCGGCGGGUAGUUGGCGUAGCGAGAACUGUAGUCGCCGCGUCGGCUGCUGCUACGGACGCUGCGCGAAUCGCCGUUGCUGUCGCCAGCUAUGGAGGGCUCACGCGUGUCUUGCACUGGCUUGCCUAUGCUCGCACUUGAGGGGGGGCGCGAAGUUGCAGGCGGCGGCACAGGUGCUGCUGGUGUGGCCUCGGGAAGCUGGCCCGGGUCGAAAUUAGCUUCGCCUUCUUCGCUCAUUUUGUAUAGGAGAUUUGUGUAGAAACAGUACUGCUGGAUGCAACGAAUAGAGAAACAAAAAUACAGGAUGCGCGCAAUUUUGGUUGAGAGAAAGGGCGACAGUAGUCCAUUUGAAUCACAGCCCUGGAGUUG